AUGACUUCUGCGGUGACAAAUACCGCAAUGAUCGAUGAUGAUAUAACAUCUAAUACAUAUAAACGACGUCGUUCAUCGAUAGUAUCAUCAAAUAAUGAACCUUCAAUUGAACAAUCGCCGUCAAAACGCGUUCGUUCAUCAUCUCCAUCAACAAAUCUUCAAACAAUGUUUUCAUGUUUAAAUAAUAUUGUUCAAUCACAUCGUAGUCUUGUUCGAGAAUAUAUUGAUUUACAAAUGCGUGAUCGAACAGAUUUAUCCAUAGAUGAACAACGUUUUAUUAAAGCUGAAGAAGAUCUUAUUGAAAAAGUUGAAAAAAAUCUUCAAGAUAUAAAUAUAUCAUUAACAUUAAAAAAUAUUCCAAGUAAAUUACCACCAGUUGAACGUGUUAAACAUGAAAAUGAUAUAUUAAAACGUAUUGAUGAAUUAAAAUCUAAUGGUAAAUGGUCAAAUCAACGUUUAGUUAAAUUUAUUGAACCAAAAAAACGUAAAACACAUUGGGAUUAUUUACUUGAUGAAAUGCGUUGGUUAGCUGAAGAUUUUGCACAUGAAAAACGUUGGAAACAAAUGAUGGCGAAGAAACUUUCAUUAGCUAUAUUAAAAUAUUUUCGUGAAAAAAAUCAAGCGGAAAAUCAACAACAACGUGAUGAACUUAAACGUUUACGUAAACAAGCAUUAUUUGUAUGUAAAGAAGUAAUGAAUUUUUGGAAAAAUAUGCAUAAAGUAGCUGAAUUUAAAGAAACAACACGUAUACAAGAAUUACGUAAACAUCAAUUAGAUUUACAUUUAAAUUUUAUUGUUGAUCAAACAGAAAAAUAUUCCGAUUGGUUAGUUAAAUCAUUGAAAACUGAAUCAAAUGCAGAUGAUGAUGAUAAAGAUUUUAAUUUAACUGAAGAUAUGAAUGAUGAUGAUAAUGAAGAAACAAUUGAACGUGAAGAAGAAGAUGAACAAGAUGAAUAUGCUGCUAAUGAAUUAAAAGAAUUAGAAGCUGAUCGAGAAGAAUCUAUUAAUGAUUUAUUAAAACGUUAUUAUGGAAUUGAUAUAUCAAAUUCUUCAAGUGAAAAAGAAAAUAAUAUUCCAAUUGAUAUUAAAGAAGAUGAUAAAAGUCAAUCACCAACAACAUCAACAACAAUAGAAGAUGAAAAUGAAACAAAACAAGAACUAGUAGAAGAUAAAGAAAUGAAUGAUUUAGCUACAACUGCUCAAGCACUUCAACCAACUGGAUUUACAUUAAAUACAACUGAAGUUAAAACACCGGUGCCAUUUUUAAUUAAACAUUCACUUAGAGAAUAUCAACAUGUUGGUUUAGAUUGGCUUGUUACAUUAUAUGAAAAUAAACUUAAUUGUAUUUUAGCUGACGAAAUGGGUUUAGGUAAAACUAUUCAAACAAUUGCAUUACUUGCUCAUUUAGCAUGUGAAAAAGGUGUUUGGGGUCCACAUUUAAUUGUUGUUCCAACAAGUGUUAUGUUGAAUUGGGAAUUAGAAUUUAAAAAAUGGUGUCCAGCAUUUAAAAUUCUAACAUAUUAUGGUUCUGUUAAAGAACGUCAAUUAAAACGUCAAGGUUGGACAAAAGUUAAUGCAUUUCAUGUAUGCAUAACAUCAUAUAAACUUGUUCUACAAGAUGCAAAAGCAUUUCGUCGUAAAAAAUGGAAAUAUUUAAUCUUAGAUGAAGCACAAAAUAUAAAAAAUUUUAAAUCACAACGUUGGCAAACAUUAUUAAAUUUUCAUUCCCAACGACGUUUAUUAUUAACAGGUACACCAUUACAAAAUUCUUUGAUGGAAUUAUGGUCAUUAAUGCAUUUUUUAAUGCCAAAUUUAUUUGCAUCACAUCAUGAAUUUCGUGAAUGGUUUUCCAAUCCGUUAACUGAAAUGAUUGAACAAGGACAAACAAAUGCAAAUGAUUCAUUAAUUAAACGUUUACAUAAAGUUUUACGUCCAUUUAUUUUACGACGUUUAAAAGUUGAUGUUGAAAAACAAAUGCCAAAAAAACAUGAACAUGUUAUUAUGUGUCAUUUAUCUAAAAGACAAAGACAAUUAUAUGAUGAUUUUAUUCAAUGUAAAACAACACGUGAUACUAUACAACAAGGACAUUAUAUGUCUGUGAUUAAUAUAUUAAUGCAAUUAAGAAAAGUUUGUAAUCAUCCAGAUUUAUUUGAAUCUCGACCUAUUAUAUCACCAUUUACAAUACAAAAAAAACUUAUUUGUUAUGAAAUACCAAGAUUAAUUGAAAAAGUUUCUUUUAAAAAUCCAUAUCUAGAUUUUGAUUUACCACCUAAUGAUACAUUUCUUUGUUUUCGUAUUAAAUUUACUUUACAAGCAACAAGAGAUAUGAUAUUUGAUUCAAUAAAUCAUAUUGAUGAAAAUAAUCGACAUAUUAUUCAAUUAACAUCAGAUAUUAUUGAUAGAUAUAGAAAUAGUUCAUUAUGGUAUCAAGCAAAUGUACCAAUUAGAAACACUCGGAAUCGACAAUCAAAUAAGUUGAUUACAGCAACGGAUUUUAUAGAUGAUGAAUUUCAACCAGAAAAUAUUUAUUAUGAAAUCUGUAAACAACGUCAACGUGAACGUGUAUCUCGGUAUGAACUUCUUUGUCGUUUAAAUACUGAUCGUUGUCAAUCUCGACCAUUGUAUGGUUCAGAUGUUUUAACACAAGUUAAAUUAGCUAUGAGUUCAUGUAAUCGUUUAAAACGAACAACAUUUAGUGGUUAUACAUCAUGUCAUGAUAUAUAUAAAGAAUUAAAUACAAUAAAAGAUUAUUUUUCUACAACAAAUACUCUUCAACAAUUAAUUAAAUCAAAUAAAGAUAUUCUAACUGAUUAUCAACAUAUUCUUGAUCGGUUUAUAAUGUGUACAACGAAAGUCAUAGCAUCACCCAUUGAAUUAUGUCAAUUGAAUGGCAUUAGUUUAAGAGAUAAAACUAUUCAACAGAAACCAUUCAUAGAAGUCUUAUCAUCAACUGAUUUUGAGGUACUUUCAUCAAUAAAUCAAAUAAAACAAAAUAUGUUUUUACAAUUUCCUGAACGACGAUUAAUUCAAUAUGAUUGUGGAAAAUUACAAACACUUGAUAUAUUAUUAAAUCGUUUAAAACGUGAAAAACAUCGUUGUUUAAUCUUUACACAAAUGACAAAAAUGCUUGAUAUACUUGAAUUAUUUUUAAAUCAUCAUGGUUAUACAUAUGUAAGAUUAGAUGGUACAACACAAAUUGUACAACGACAAAUGUUAAUGGAACGUUUUAAUAGUGAUGAAAAAAUUUUUGUUUUUAUUUUAUCAACACGUGCAGGUGGCAUUGGUGUCAAUUUAACCGGAGCUGAUACAGUUAUUUUUUAUGAUUCUGAUUGGAAUCCAACAAUGGAUGCACAAGCACAAGAUCGAUGUCAUAGAAUUGGACAAACAAAAGAUGUACAUAUUUAUCGACUUAUAAGUAGAAAUACAGUCGAAGAAAAUAUAUUAAAAAAAGCAAAUCAAAAACGUUUACUCGGUGAUUUAACUAUAGAUGGUGGUAGUUUUGAUGUGGCUUAUUUUAAAAAGAAUAAUAUUCGUGAUUUAUUUGAUCAAUCUGCAACCUUAGAAGAUAUUGUUCGUGAACGAAAUAAUUAUCAACAACAUUUAGAUACUACUCGAUCUCCAGCAACAACAACAGCAACAGUAACACCUUCUACUACUUCAGAUAAUAAUUUAACAUUAACACAAUAUGAAGAAGCACUUGCAACAGUUGAAGAUGAAACUGAUCGACUUGCAGCUGAUGAAUUAAAUAAAGAAGUUAAAGCUGAAUUAAAUGAAUUUAAUGAAGAUGAAGCAAAUGAGGUAAAUGAAUUAAAUGAAGAUCAGUUGAUUGAAAAACAAAAACGACAAAUGAAUAAAGUUGAAGAAGAAUUAAAAACAUUUGAUGAACAAUUACGACCUAUUGAACGUUAUGCUUUACGUUGUGUUGAAGCUUAUCGUCAUGAACAUCAAUUAGCACAAGUUGCACCAAAUACUUAUCUUGAUACUGAACAAAUUCGAAAAGAUUGGGAAAUAACUCGUUUAAAAACUUUGAAAGAAGAAGAAGAAAAACAACUUGAACAAGAAGAUGAUGAAAUGAUGUACACAUAUGCUUUAGAUAAUGAACGACAAACUAAAUAUAGUUAUACAUAUUCAGCUGCACAAAAUAGUUUGGUAGCAAAUGAAUUAGCACGUCAUGAAAAAACAUCAGCUGCAAUUGCUACUAGUCAAUCAUCACUACCGCCACCAUUGGUUGCUCUUUCAUCUAUUCCUUCGCCUUCCCUUGCUCCUACUCCUCCACCACCACCUCCUCCUGCUCCUCCGUCUCUUCCUCGUCCUGUUCUUAUUAAACGUUCAUCUCAAACUCCAAAUGAAAAUUUUCGACGACGUCGUGUUCAAAUUCCAUCAUCUCCUCUUCUUCCACCACCAUCAUUACCACAACCAAAACCAUCAAUACCAUCAAUAUCAGUACCUCCUCCACCAGCAUUAAUUCAAAAACCAAAUUCGAAUACUACGAAAAAUCAACAAACACUAUCUCGUAUUAUUAAAAAUCGACAUAAUAGUAAUGAUGAUUGUGUUGACUCUACAACACUACUUGUUGCUGAUGAUUUUGAUGAUGAUGAUGAUGAAGAUGACGAUUUUAAUAAUGAUAAUCGAAUCUAUUCAUCAAAAUCUAAAACAACUCUAUCAACAAUAACAAGAAAACCUAUUUCAAAUUUAACACGUGUUACACAAAAUCCAUCUUCUUCUUCAUCAACAACGAAUUCUAAUGGUCAACAACAAAUCUGGAUUGUUAAUUCAUUAGAUCAACAAUCUGUUCUAUCAUUAAUUAAUUAUAUUAAUCCAAAUUCACCAAAUAAUUCUCGUUCAACAGGUUCAGUACUUGUGAGUAAUAAAUCUAAUAUGAAUACUUCACCUGUAACAAAUCUUCUCACACAACAACAACCUCGUUCAUCAUCAACAGCUGGUACUGUUUAUCAAAUUCGACCAUCACAACCAACACCACCACAACAACAACAACAAUCACAGCAACCACAACAACAAUCCCAACAGCCACAGCCACAACAACAAAAUGUUGUUUAUCAAAUACAAAAUGGUCGAAUAUUUCAAUCAACUAAAAAGACAACAUAA
Adineta steineri is the source of this 5106-nucleotide messenger RNA. The record is from the annotation of a GenBank genome assembly. NCBI's taxonomy places the organism in Eukaryota, Metazoa, Rotifera, Eurotatoria, Adinetida, Adinetidae.